Molecule: messenger RNA, 1876 nt
Organism: Stomoxys calcitrans (stable fly)
Lineage: Eukaryota; Metazoa; Arthropoda; Insecta; Diptera; Muscidae
Gene: MESR6
Product: UPF0489 protein C5orf22 homolog
Exons: 1
Coding region: 195-1547 (450 amino acids)
Source: RefSeq, a predicted model, not a curated record
CUGAUUUUUUUUUGACUCUUAUUGUGUGUGUUUUUCAUUUUUUUUUUGGCAAAUAUACGUACGUCGUUCAUUGUCUGGCGCUUUAAUAAGUAAAAUAGCGCGCAAGUAAUUGAAAACAAUCGUGAAUAUACACCGAUUUGCAAGGAAUCGUAUAAUAUCUUGAAUAACAUCGCCUGAAAGUGGGUCAAAGUAAUAUGGAUUCGUCGUUGGAGCAAUUGGACAAUGCCGGGGGAGAGUCUUCAUCGUCGAGUGUUUCAAAGACUGAAGCGAACAACACAAAAAGUGAAAGUUUUAAUGAGGAGCCAGAAAGUUCGGAGGAACCUUUGAGAAAACGCAAGAAAUCAAGCGAUGAAAAGGACUCGGAAAACAAAAUGUCGACAACAGCAGACGAAUCACAGCAGGACGCUUUGGUAACCUCCACCGUGGGACUGAGGCGUUUCAAGCGUAUACCGAUUUUCAUAGUGGACUACCACAACGAUGUGUUGGAAUUCAUAUAUCGUUGUCUGGCCACCAGACAUUUGCCUUUGGAGAACAAUACACUGCUGCAUUUUGAUUCCCACCCUGAUAUGGUAAUUUCUCGAGAAAUUCCCGCCAGCUCUGCCUACGACAAGGAAACCAUGUUGGCCGAGUUGUCCAUAGAGAAUUGGAUCAUGCCCGCUUGUUUUGCCGGUCACUUUAACCGGGUUAUUUGGGUCAAGAACUCUUGGUGCCAUCAAAUGCCCGAAGGCAAAUAUAAUUUUAAAGUAGGUCACAAGGAGGACAAAAUAAGUGUGGACUGUUGUUUGGAUUAUUUCAUAUCGGAGGGUAAUUAUUGCCAGACUGCGGAGCUGGAGCAGCCCCGAGACAUGGAGUUGCAUGUCAUCAACAACGACACUGACAAAGUGCCCGAUCCCAAGCAGUUAUUAGCUCCUGAGGAUGCCGCAAACUACAUACUUGACAUUGAUUUGGAUUUCUUCAGUACUUCAAAUCCCUUUUUGGAAAUAUACAAGGAUGCCAAUUGCUACGAACAGUUGAGCCAGAUAUUCCAUUUUGAAAGUGCCACCGAGUCGACAGCAGUUGGCACCACCGAGAAGCGAAAACUUCAGUUGGAGGCCCUUAAAGGAGUGUUUGAGUAUUUGGAGGAAAAGCGCUCCUUUGAGGGCAUAGAGAAGCCGGACACAGAUGUCAUAAGCAAAGAGGUGUUCGACAAAAUUGUAGCCCUUGCCGAGUCACUACAGAAGUGUUAUGCUGAUGAUGAAAUAGACUGGCUGCUGAUAUUCGAUUCCGGCAGCACCACCGACACCAAUGGUUUGCCUCAUCACAUUAGCACAGAAUCCGAAUUGGAGACCUACUAUGGCCAAUUCAAAAAGUUCCUUACCCAAUUGCCGCAUACCCCUGUCCUAAUAACAAUGGCCUGUUCGGCCGAAGACGACUACUGUCCCCGUAAUCAAGUGUCGUGCAUACAGGAGAAAGUCGUCCAAAUACUGAAAGAAGUAUUUGGCGAGAAGGUACACGACAAGCCCAUUCUCCAUUACAUGGAUGACGAGUGGGAUGUUAUGAAGUUGUAAGCAGGUUCUCAAGACGUUGAUAUGAAGAAAUCCAAGCAGAUUGUUCCCAUUAUUUCUUGUUCAGUCUGAUCUUUAGAUAUACCGCCGACAUGCGGGAGUAUUGUCUUUUUUUUUAUUAAUUUAUAGUUUUUAAGUUGUAGCAUAAGUUAUAAAAUUUAUAAAAUUUUAUGUAGCAAUCAAAUGAAAUUUGAUGCGUUGACAAUGCAGGAGAGGACGACAGAGACGACGUGACAUUAAGAAUUACACGCAUACACAAAAACACACCCAUACAUACACACACACACAUUAAAAUGAAGUCGACAUUCAUUUAAUAAAAAUUAAAAAUCGGA